Messenger RNA from Camelina sativa (false flax), 782 nucleotides. RefSeq names its product ferredoxin-thioredoxin reductase subunit A1, chloroplastic. Lineage: Eukaryota; Viridiplantae; Streptophyta; Magnoliopsida; Brassicales; Brassicaceae. Gene Ontology annotation, biological process: photosynthesis. The record is from RefSeq and is a predicted model, not a curated record.
AAAAAGCGAAUCAGUUAACACUUAACAGUGUUGUCUUUCACUUGCCCAAUCUUCUUCGAAGACGAUUUUUCUAAUCUGAGACUGAGAUGAGUAGCAGCGGCACCAUGGCUAUGUCACCGGCGAUCGCUGCCGCCGUUCGUCCUCCGUCUUCUCACGACUGUCUCUCCUCUUCCGCCACUUUAGCUACUACCACAACCACCCCCAUGUCUCUCAAAUCUUGCAUCGUCGCACCUCUCUCGCUCUUCACUCCCCAGUCUCGAAUCACACGCUCAACCUCAAGAACAACUCCUCGAUGCGGUGUCGCAACAAAAUCCGCUGAUUCGAUGAACGUAGACGCGAAUCCGUCGUCAUCAUCGGAGGAAGCGAAGGCGAAGAUAGGAUCUAGGGUUAGAGUAACGGCUCCGUUGAAGGUUUAUCAUGUGAAUCGAGUACCAGAGGUUGAUUUGGAAGGUAUGGAAGGCAAACUCAAAGAUUACGUCUCUGUUUGGAAAGGGAAACGAGUCUCAGCUAAUCUUCCCUAUAAGGUUGAGUUCUUUAUAGAGGUUGAAGGUCGUAGUCCUGUCAAAUUUGUCUCACAUCUUAAAGAUGACGAGUUCGAGUUCAUCGAUCAGUGAUUGAAACGAUCAGCCAGAUAUAUAUAUAUAUAUAUAUAUAUAUUUUUUUUCUCCUUUCUCAGUGUUUGUUUUUUGUUGUGUUUACUGGAAAUCUGGGAAACGGAGAAUGAUUUGUUAGUGAUGUGUAUACCCUUUAGCUAAUCAUAUACAUAAGGUUUCUUCACUCUA